Salvelinus namaycush (lake trout) is the source of this 1056-nucleotide messenger RNA. It is a transcript of the gene fmoda, whose product is annotated as fibromodulin a. Lineage: Eukaryota; Metazoa; Chordata; Actinopteri; Salmoniformes; Salmonidae. Gene Ontology annotation, molecular function: protein binding. The record is from RefSeq and is a predicted model, not a curated record. The transcript has 5 exons. The coding region runs from base 1 to 1056 and encodes 351 amino acids.
AUGCGUGGUGUGUGCGUGUUCCUUUUGGCAUGCAUCAUGCCGCUAUCCGUCGCCAUGCCAGACAGGCAGGACCCGUUUCUCUGGCUGUCCGCCCUGCAUGGUCGCGGUUACAACGAGGGCUCCCUAUUGGCCGACACCACCGGGGGGGAGUGUCCUGAUGAGUGUGACUGCCCGCCCUCCUUUCCCAUCGCUAUGUACUGUGAUGGACGGGGGCUGACAGCCAUGCCCACAGUGCCCUCCAGGAUGAAGUACCUGUACCUGCAGCACAACGAGAUCACCGCCCUGCCAGACUCCGCCCUGGCUAACACUACUAACCUAGUCUGGGUCAUGUUGCAUCACAACGCGCUGUCUACAGACAAAAUCGGCAAGAGGGCGUUUGCCAAGCUGCAAGGAUUGGAGCGUCUGUACCUACAACAUAACAACCUGACUGGUGUUCCCCCCAACCUGCCACGCUCACUACGAGACCUCAGACUCAACAACAACAACAUCAACAAGAUUACGCCAGAGGCCCUGGAGGGCAUGGGCAACCUGACCAUCCUGUAUCUCCAUGACAACGCUCUGACGGAGAUGGGCACAUCUCUUAGGGGGUUGAACUCACUCACACUCCUCGACGUCAGCGGCAACAAGCUGAAAAAGGUUCCAGACAGCCUCCCAGAGCGCAUCCACCAGCUGUACCUGGAGUCUAAUGCCAUCAGCGCUGUCCCAGAGGGAUUCCUCAGUAAGUUCUCCCAGCUGCAAUACAUUCGCAUGGGCCACAACCAGCUGACGGACAAGGGCAUCCCUCCCAACACCUUCAACGUGACUGGCCUGGUGGAGCUGGACCUCAGCUUUAACCAGCUGGAGAGGAUCCCCCCCGUCAGCCAGACGCUAGAGCACCUCUACCUACAGGCCAACCACAUCAAAGAGUUUACCCUGGGUAGUUUCUGUAGUGUCGUGGACGUGAUUAACUUCUCCAAACUGAGGACGGUGCGUCUGGAUGGGAAUGAGAUCAGCACCGGGGAUGUCCCCUCCGACUCAGUCCUUUGUCUGCGCAUGGCCAACACCAUCGAGGUGUAA